Molecule: messenger RNA, 2772 nt
Organism: Ctenocephalides felis (cat flea)
Lineage: Eukaryota; Metazoa; Arthropoda; Insecta; Siphonaptera; Pulicidae
Product: phospholipase DDHD1-like
Exons: 14
Coding region: 157-2646 (829 amino acids)
Cellular component (GO): cytoplasm
Molecular function (GO): metal ion binding; glycerophospholipase activity
Source: RefSeq, a predicted model, not a curated record
AUAAAUGUCAAAAUGACAAUACGUAUGAAAGUGAAUAUAAUUCCGGCGUUCUGCAGAUUUUUGAUGUGUAUAUAGUUAUAUUUCAAUGCCACCGUAUUGAAUUAUCUUGUAAAACGUAGAGAAAAUAUCAUUCAUCCAAGUGUGUUAAUUUUUAGAAUGAAUUACCAAAAGUUGUUCUCGAAAUUCAAUUAUGUGUACACCGACACUGUGGAAGAGAAUUAUUACGAAGAUAUCAUAACACAAACCGACGAUCAAAAUAACAAAACAGUAAAAGAUGAUAAAACAUAUACAAAUUACGAGAUAACACAAACGACAUUUAAUAGUGAAAAUAGUGAAUUGCUUAUCAUAAAAGAUUGUGCUGAAGUGCUUGAUAAAGAACUUGAAAUUAAGCAAGAAAUUCCAGUGCGUGAACUAUCGCCAGAAGAUGUACGCUGGUUCUACAAAGCCGUUCAAGACAAAGUAUGGCUCGAAUUCUCCGGUUACGAUUCGCUCCGAAUAGAAUCAAAAUAUCGAAAGAUUUACAAAGAGAAUAUUUUGAACCAUGACUGCGGUGGCGAUAAUAAAAGCGAUUUAAUUACCAAACCACCGAUAGCCAACGAAAAGACUGAUGCCUCUGCACCAAAUACAGAAACGACAAAACACUUAUCGAAUGGAGUAGUCCGACACCAAGAAGAAGACCAAAAAAUAUCUUUGGACAUUAUUACAGACAAUAAUAUUUUAAGUAGUACAAUUAAUAGUUUUAAGAAUACUGAACCGCAUGAUGCGACUCGGUCAGAAAAUAGAAAGAGAUCAAGUGCUGACAAAGAUGAAUCAACCACGGAAGAUUUUAGCAAAGAACAUGUUUUCGAUCCUGAACAAAGGAUAGUUGUCAGAGGAGGCAUGUAUGAAGUUGAUCUCCACUUCAUGACAUGUGAGUCCAUAUAUUGGCCAGGAGAACAGUGCCUUAUUACGAGAGGUAUUUAUUUUUAUGACGCAACAUGGCAACCCUUAGAAAUGGGGGUCAGUUUGGAAAUGGAAGAGCAUCACCAAAAACUAUUCAAUGGAAAAUUACCAUCUGAAUGUACGCCUGACGGAAGCAGUAAAGGAAAUCCUAUAGUUAUCCAUACGGCGCAUUUCACUGAUUUUCACAUAGCUUGGUUGUCACCUGAUGAGAUAUAUUUAUACUCGGAAAACGCUCCCAGUAAAAUUGUAAGAAGUGUAACGCACAGACUUGGUUUCCAAAAAUCCACUGGAUAUCGCAUAAAACGGGGUUACCGCGUUCCAGCCACUGAGUCCGAUCAGCCGCAAUCCGUAACGCACCUAGUUUUUGUUAUUCAUGGUAUUGGACAAAAAAUGGAUGCCGGAAAAAUUAUUAGAAACACUGCAGCAUUUCGCGAAAGUGUCGACUGGCUCAAGAAUAAAUAUUUUCCAUCAGCGAACCAGAGGGCGGAAUUUUUUCCUGUAGAGUGGAGAUCGAGCCUUAAAUUGGACAGUGAUAUGGUGGAUGCAAUCACACCAUAUAAUGUGAUGAGCAUUCGACAUUUAUUAAAUUGCAGCGCAAUGGAUAUUAUGUAUUAUACAAGUCCUUUGUAUGGAAUGGAGGUUCAAAGAGGUUUAAUAGAAGAAUUAAAUAGGCUACACGCAAUGUUUUUGUUGCGCAACCCUACAUUUCGAGGUUCUGUGUCAGUACUUGCUCAUUCCUUAGGAUCCGUUAUUUUAUACGACGUUAUAACGGGAUAUCAGCCUGGAGUCUGCCAGAGAAACUGUGGCAGCAGCGUGUCUUCUAAAGAGCCGACUCCAGUAAGCCCACUAUCAUUUACAAUAGAGCAACUUUUUUGUCUUGGAUCGCCACUGAGCGUCUUCAUUGCCUUAAGAUUAUCCGAGCCAUCUAGAAAAGAAGUUCUUCCACCUGGUCUCUGCACAGGUGGAUUCUAUAAUAUAUUUCACUUGAGUGAUCCUGUAGCCUAUAGGAUGGAACCCCUGUUAUGUAGAGAUUAUAGAAAUAUUGCUCCUCUAAUGAUACAGCCCUAUACUUUAGCAGUUGCUGGAGAUGUAAGAUAUGGGGAAAUGCCUCUCGAAAUGAUAAAUCGAGGUGAAAAUAACACUUCUAACUCCUCUCCAAAGGAAGCAGCACAAAAGGAAUCGCAACCCACAGAAUGCGGAAGCGAAGGUUCGAGUCCGAUACACGCGCCUUAUAAAGGCGCCGGUGGUUCAUGGCGAAUAUGGUCCUACGUGCGUCCACCUUGGAAUAAAUCGGAAACACAAACGGCAACUUGUACGGGCAACGAAACCAAUGCUUGCAAUAGCGCCAGUCCGGAAUCUCAGCAAACGAUGUCUUGUGAAAAUCAACCGGAUCCAGAUGCUGGUGCAAACGCUACCGACGUUAGAUGUGAUAAAGAAAUACAGGAAAACGCACAAAAUCAUUCGAACGCACAUUGCUUGCCAAAUGUUGACCCGUCAAUUAAAUUGACAAACAGAGUGGAUUAUGCAAUUCGUGAAACUGGCUUGGCUAUGAACUACUGGUCUGCUAUCACUUCUCAUACGAGUUACUGGACAAACUAUGAUGUGGCAUAUUUUGUCCUCAGCCGCCUCUUCCCUGAUUUAGAACACCAAGCCGAAAGGAAUAAUACUGGCAACAACGACAUGUUCGACAGUUUGCCGGUUUGACAGGAAAGUAUAAAUCGUUCACAUUUAUUUUAUGACUUCGGCGAAUUCAUGUAGGUCAAAUUUGCCAAAGUGUUUUUCGAACAUAUGCUCGUGAUUAGUUUUUAAAAUUUAUUUUAAUAAAAUCAG